ACCACACUGCUCAGAUGCCCGGAAACAAAUGCGUUUUCUUGUUUUCAAUAGCAAAAUGCACACUAGUUGUCAAACGCGGAUUAAACACAGAUGAAAUGUAGGAACAGUACCUUGCUGAUGAAUUGUUUGAUUAGUGCACUGUUGUUUUAGAUUCACGCAUUCCAGACAGCUGUAACUAGGAGCAUGAUAUACAUUUAUCUGCUAAGGGACUUCAGAUGAAAUUUAGCUAUCAAGCUAAUUCUGGGGCAGUUACUAGCUGUGCAUUGUCCCUUUCAAAUAAACAAAUAAAUAAAUAUAGCCACAGCCUGCCCGAAGUAACAGGUAAUUCAAAGUAAGCUAAUCGGUGUUAAAAAUGAUUAAUUUUGGCACCUUACAGGCGCAACUGGCCUCCAUUAUGGAGGUGUUAGCUAAAGCAGCAGUGGUAGAAAUCACCAAACUUGUUGAAGACAGUUCCGCCGAGAUACGUCUGGAAAUUUCACGGAACCAGUUCGAGAAUGUAGCGCUAAGGAGAAAAUUAAGUAGGAUGCAGAGCGAGCUGAUUCUUGCUCGAGGAUGCCAAGAGAGAAUAGGCGCUGAAAAGACUUCCGUGAAAGGUUCUGAAUUGCAUGGUCCGAUUCAGAUAUGUGAUGGAGUCGGUACAGAUGGCCGUCAUUCUUUGCAAGAAAGUGCCUUCGGAGAUGAAUGGGGAGGCAGGCAGUGGAAGGAUGGAGAGGUCGGAGUUCCGGAAGACGACAUAUUCCUGCAGUCCAUAACUCUGACUGAAGAGAAUGGAUUGGCAGAGUGCUGGGAUACUCCACCCAUUCCCGCAGAGCGCCCGGAGGAGCUCACCGGACUGCAGAGGGAUGGACGUGGUGAUGAAGAGGUACUGGAGGUGAAGGACGAUAGAGGGAGAGAGCCUUCUGCAGGACCUGAGCACAGCGUUAGGCCGCAGAACGGCCCGGGUGCUGAGCGCGUGUUUGAGAGAGGUAGACUCCCGAGGGCUUCACCCACACAAGGCUACAGAGACCUGGAGGCCGAGGACCAGCAAUGCGCUAAUGUUAGGGGUGAUCUGCAGCGGCUGUUGGGCCAAGCUGAGCCUCAUCCUAAUCAGGCGGCGGAAGGUUCCGGUAACAGCACGCCCUCUUCGGGAUCCCCAGAUCAGAAGCCACACGUUGGGGCUUCAUGUUUAGCGUGUGUCAAGGAGGAGGUUGAGAUUAAGUCUAUAUGCAUUGAAGAGACGGCAGCAGAGAGGGUUGAGCGACAGGACAGAGAGACGCUGAGCUCCGUGAAGAGCGAGGGCCAGGCCUUUCAGCCCGGGCCACACAGACUCCAGGCAUCAGAGGACGGAACGAGAGAGAGUCUGAGCACGGCAGAGUCCGGCUCAGACACCGAGGACAGCCCGAUUUUCCAGAUGACCGACAGCAUCGAGCUCUACGGCAGGACUGACACUGCGGAUUCAGCCGACACCCAUUCUGGGUUGAGUUUCACCCACCUAAACAGCGUACGUGAUCAAGUACACCCAGGAAAGAAAGCGUUCAGAUGCACACAGUGCGGAAGGUAUUUCAGCCAUCGCAAUAAUCUGUACCGCCACCGGCGAAUUCACACAGGGGAGAAGCCCUUUACCUGCGUGCACUGCGGGAAGAGUUUCACCCAGCAAAGCCACCUGUACGAGCACAAGCGGAUUCACACGGGAGAGCGACCCUUUAGCUGUGCCGUAUGUGGGAAGAGUUUCACUCAGCAAAGUAAUCUUAAAAGACACCAGCGCAUACACACUGGGGAAAGGCCUUAUAGCUGCAUGCACUGCGGAAAGGUUUUCACUCACCUGAUGCACCUCAAAAUGCACCAGCAAGUUCAUUUUGGAGGGAAUGAACUGUUCUUUUGAGCACCGCUGACUGCUUUAGGCACUUCUUUGGCCAAAUAAACAUUCGGAUCGAGAGGAUGAUGCACAUUUUAAAUCUGUUUGAGAACCUUUUUUAUUUUUUUAUUACCGUUUACUUUUUACCAAAAUUGCCUGCUGGUUUUUUUUUUUUGUUGUCACUCGGUACUUAAUUGAUCAAUUAUAGUAGUUAUUGAACAGUUAAUUCACUGGUUUCUUGGGUCUGAAUUGCUUGCUGAUAUUAAGGCGAAAACAAAAACCAGGAAUCACCGGGGCGGAUCAAAUGUACCAGCGGUGGCUGUUGUUAUGGUGUCAGACCUGGUACCCUUCACUGCAUGGAACUCCUUAAUAAUUCAUUAACAAGUUGUCACUUACAGCUUCAUACUGCUCUUCCUGCAGGGAGGAGCUGAACACUCUGUGGAGGCCUAUUGUUCAACCACCAUGCAACCCACCAUACCAAAAAAAACAGGUCACCAGCAUAAGGACAUGUCAAUAUACUGCUCUUUUUAGACUAUUUCUGAACAAGCCAGUUGCUAGAAAAUGUAGUCUGAACACUAUUCUUUAUUCCACACUCCAGUGUUCACAUGGUGGUCUACCCCAUCAUUUUAUCUGUUACCCGCCAGUACAGCAAUCACGUAAGCGGUGUUAUAAAGGUGUUGAAUGAUGUAGAAACAAUGUCUGCAUCAUUCAUAGCCCUGUACAUCAGGGAUCAGAAACUCACGGUUCUUGAGGGCUGAGACCUGCUGGUUUUCCACCCUCCCUUUGCCUGGGAGUCAGGUGUGAACAGUCUGGCCAAUCAGUAGCACUAAUUACCCAGGAGAAAAGAAAACCAGGGCUGGAUUUGGAUUCGAGGGCCAGAGUUGGAUGAUCUGUGCUGUACAUGAUGCUUUGUGACAGUGGCAUAGUCCACUCAAGCGGCUACAACCCAAGCCUUUCUAAUCAGUCUGGGCUGCACUUAAGUUAAUGUUGCUGGAAUCCGCUGCUCUGUAAAAUGUCCUCAGUUGACUGACUGUCAGACAGCAUCUUGAUGAAUUUCUGUGUUGCUUAGUUCCUCUUUAUAUUGUGGCUGUUCUAGGUUCCAUACGCAUCAGUUGUUAACGUAUCACUGCCUUCCAUAACAGCCGUUCAUUCAGGCAGAUCUCUCAGGUAUUUCAUGAUGCUUUAUAGCUGGGCUCCUUUGGUCAGGUCUUAUGCAAAUGUAUGGUCUUCAAUAUGAUGUGAACAAGCCAGAUUAAUCUGGGGGGAAAUAAAGAAGCCUUUGUAAAA
Anguilla anguilla (European eel) is the source of this 3121-nucleotide messenger RNA. RefSeq names its product zinc finger protein 552-like. Gene Ontology annotation, cellular component: PcG protein complex; transcription regulator complex. Gene Ontology annotation, biological process: regulation of transcription by RNA polymerase II. Bases 353 to 1861 code for a protein of 502 amino acids. Gene Ontology annotation, molecular function: RNA polymerase II cis-regulatory region sequence-specific DNA binding; DNA-binding transcription factor activity, RNA polymerase II-specific. NCBI's taxonomy places the organism in Eukaryota, Metazoa, Chordata, Actinopteri, Anguilliformes, Anguillidae. The record is from RefSeq and is a predicted model, not a curated record. The transcript has 3 exons.